This is a messenger RNA of Prunus avium (sweet cherry), 2532 nucleotides long. The record is from RefSeq and is a predicted model, not a curated record. NCBI's taxonomy places the organism in Eukaryota, Viridiplantae, Streptophyta, Magnoliopsida, Rosales, Rosaceae.
UACACACCAUAAAGACGGGCAAUCUUCAUUCCCAACCGCCAUCCGCCAUUUGUUCAUCAGCCAGCCUUCCGUACAUCUCUCCGGUUCAAGACCGUUACAAGAAAAACCAAAGAACUUUCUUCUUCUUUUUCUUCUUCUUUUCUUCUUCAAGGAACCCCCUGUCAACCCUCUCAACGCAUUGGCUUUGUACAGCUAGAGAGAGAGAGAGAGGACAGAAUUAAGGGAAAGCUAGCCAGCUAGUGCGGUUGGGGGUUUGAAGAUUAUAAUAAAUGGCCGGCGGAGGGGGUGGAGGCAGGGAGCUGGAUCAGACGCCAACGUGGGCUCUGGCCACCGUCUGUUUCGUUAUCAUUAUUAUUUCCAUCCUUUUGGAAAAGGUUCUUCAUAUGGUCGGACAUUGGUUUGAACAUAGAAAAAAGAGUGGAUUGCUUGAAGCUCUUGAGAAAGUGAAAGGAGAGCUUAUGGUUUUGGGAUUUAUUUCUCUGUUGCUAACAUUUGGGCAAAAGUACAUCGCUCAAGUGUGUAUUCCGAUAGAGGCAGCAGACACAAUGCUGCCUUGCCCAUACAGAGGGGAUGAUCAAGAAGGAGGUGGUGGUGGUGGAGAUCAUCGUCGCCGGCUUUUAUGGUAUGAGCGCAGAUAUUUAGCCGCUGGUAGCGAUGGUCCAGGCUGCAAGGAGGGAAAAGUGCCGCUCAUAUCUGCAAAUGGAUUACAUCAAUUGCACAUCUUCAUAUUCUUUUUAGCAAUAUUUCACGUUGUAUACGGUGCCAUAACCAUGACACUUGGAAGAUUAAAGAUUCGUGGGUGGAAGGUGUGGGAACGAGAGAUGGAACAUGAUAAUGAAUUCAAUGAUCCUACAAAAUUCAGGCUUACUCACGAGACAUCAUUUGUUAGAGACCACACAAGAUGUUGGACUAAAAACCCAUUUACCUUCUAUUUUGUAAGCUUUCUUCGACAAUUCUUUAGGUCCGUCCGCAGGGCCGACUACUUGACCAUGCGACAUGGAUUCGUCACGGUUCAUUUAGCACCUGGAAGUAAGUUUGACUUUCAAAAGUAUAUCAAAAGGUCAUUAGAAGAUGACUUUAAGGUAGUUGUGGGAAUCAGUCCACUGUUGUGGACUUCAAUGGUUCUCUACCUGCUUCUCAAUGUUCAUGGAUGGGAGGCUAUGUUUGUGCUGUCCAUACUUCCUCUUGUUAUAAUAUUAGCUGUUGGAACAAAGCUGCAAGCAAUUAUAUCUCAAAUGGCACUUGAGAUCAAAGAAAGACAUGCUGUAGUCCAAGGGAUACCUCUGGUGCAAGUCUCAGACAAGCAUUUUUGGUUUAGCUGGCCUCAGUUAGUUCUUUAUUUGAUCCAUUUUGUCCUGUUUCAGAAUGCAUUUGAGAUAACAUAUUUCUUUUGGAUAUGGUACGAGUUUGGGAUAAGAUCUUGUUUCCAUGAUAAUUUCGUUCUUACAGUACUCAGAGUUGCACUUGGGGUAUGCGUACAAGUUAUGUGCAGCUACAUCACUCUUCCCCUAUAUGCAUUGGUUACGCAGAUGGGAUCAACAAUGAAGAAGUCAAUCUUUGAUGAACAAACUAACAAAGCUUUAAAGAUAUGGCAAAAGAAUGCUGCAAAGAAGAAGACUGACGGGAAACCGGCAGCUAAACCCAGUGUCGAUUCCGUAACAAAGGCUCCACCAAAGGCUGAAAUGGAAAAAGGUCCAUCAACUCCUGAACAGACGGCAAACAUCUUGGCCAGUGUAGAUAUUCAAGGCAACACGAAUGACCUCCUAACAGGAGGACCAUGAGAUUAUGGUGAGAUCGUGGCGCUGAAUGUGGGAGAAAAAUAUUGACAAUAUUGUUGAGGCUCCAGAAAGGCCAUGCAUGCACCAUUGGUUGUGACAUUUUGCAAAUUGACCAAAUUAUUAACAUGAACCUAAUCUUCUACAAGGCCAGAACACAUCUUGAGUUCCUGAUAAAUAUGGGCUCCAAUUUAUGUGGCGAAUAGUCUAGAUCCCUUCUUUGUAUGUAAUAUUAUAUAUUAUUUCUUUGCAGUUUUGUUAUGAAACCAAUAUCAGCUACAUGGUGGAUUCAUUUGGUUUAAAUUUAGAGUUGAAGACACAAGCAAGCACCUUCUAAAUUUAGCUCAUCUGAAUUAUCGGUUACCAUUUUAUUCAUAGUGUUCUUGUUGGUCCUUUUUCCCGCCAAUACUCUUUUUGUGGUUACUCUGGAUCGAGCUACUCUGGAGAGUGGGAAGGCCGUUGGAUCAACACCAAUGCUCCGAUUGGAUUUCUGGCAUGCGAGGAAGAUUCUUUCAACUUCUGAACAAAAUUGAAAGUUGAAUCAGGUUGACAAGAACAGGCGAGCUCAGGCUAGGCCCUAACAACUUGUUCCUUUUGUUCUGAUCAUGAAUUGCGUAGGCGUGCCACUAUUGGGUAUGAGACCAGCCCAAUAGAUCUGGUAUAUGUGGUGCAGGAUGUUGAUUUGUUGUAUUUGCGCUUAUUCUGGACUUCUGCUCAAGCCAUUGUGCUCCAAGGGGGGUACUAGCCUGGAUAAGUU